Messenger RNA from Rhododendron vialii, 3031 nucleotides. RefSeq names its product isoamylase 2, chloroplastic. The record is from RefSeq and is a predicted model, not a curated record. The coding region runs from base 226 to 2838 and encodes 870 amino acids. Lineage: Eukaryota; Viridiplantae; Streptophyta; Magnoliopsida; Ericales; Ericaceae. Gene Ontology annotation, molecular function: isoamylase activity. The transcript has 3 exons. Gene Ontology annotation, biological process: starch biosynthetic process.
CUUUGUCCAGCUUCUUCUACUUCUCGUAUUACAGCUUUGAUUGGCAAGUCUCAAACUCUGUGUUGGUUUCCAUCGCAUUUGCUUACUCGAACUCUUAUGGGAGUUGAAGCUAAAUCGCAACUGGGAAUUCUAAUCAAAGACAAAUUGUGAAUCCUUGAGGAAAUCUUGCGAUGGGGUGAAGUUUAUCGUCCUGGUUUCUUAGUUAAUCUCCUGCUGGAUUGCCACAUGGCAACUCUUCCUCUACCCGUUGUCAUGAUACGGUCCCAUUUUGUUAACUGUGGAGGUGCUGAAUCAUCUAAGCUUAUAGCUCCUGCCCAUUGUGUAUGCAGGAAAAGAGUGACACAUAGCAUAGAGAAAAUGGAUAAGGGAAGAAGCAUUGUCUGUGGAGAAGUUAGAGCAUAUGGAACAAAAGCUUCUCUUCGUUGUCGUAAUUUCAGAGUAUUUGCUACAUCACACAUUUCUCUUGUCCAAAAUGAGGAAAGACCUGCUGCUUACCUAUUUAGGACAGAAGUUGGUGGUCAUGUGAAGGUACUUGUCCGAAAGAAUAAUGUCAAAUACAGCGUGCGCGUUGAAGUGUCAUCCCUGCAACUACACAGUAGCGAGGAUAAGCUGGUAAUGAGUUGGGGUAUGUUCAGAUCUGAUUCAUCGCAAUUUAUGCCUUUGGACUUUCAAAGUUCAACUCCAGAUGCCAAAUCCACUACUGUUGAAAUCCCGUUUGUGCAAAACUCUCUAGGUACAGUUGCAGUUGAGUUGGAUUUUGAAGGGAAUUUAACACCAUUCUAUCUCUCAUUUCUCUUGAAGUGUCCAAUGAACGGUGAUUCAAAAAGCUCAGUGCUCAGAAGCCAUAGAAAGUCAAACUUCUGUGUGCCUGUUGGUCUUGGUUCAGGGUAUCCUGCUCCAUUGGGUCUUUCCUUUGCAGCUGAUGGUUCUGUCAAUUUCUCCCUUUUCUCACGAAGUGCAGAAGGUAUGGUUCUGUGUUUGUAUGAUGACACAAAGGCAGAGCAACCCGCAUUGGAGAUCGACCUUGAUCCUUAUGUCAAUCGAUCAGGUGACAUUUGGCAUGUCUCAAUAGACAAUGCACUGCCCUUUGUCAGCUAUGGAUAUCGAUGCAAGGGGGGAAUUACUGAGAAAGGGGACAAAUUACUCAAGAAGCAUGUUCUUUUGGAUCCAUAUGCUAGAAUAAUUGAGAAUGCUCAUUUGGGUUUAAACUCAAAAAGUCUUGGAAAAAUAGACAAAGAACCUCCUUUUAAUUGGAGCGGCGACGUUCGUCCUUGUAUACCAAUGGAGGAACUAGUGGUUUAUUGGGUAAACGUGGGACGUUUUACUAAGCAUAAGUCCAGCGGAUUACCAGAUGAUGUUGCAGGGACCUUCUCCGGCAUUACUGAGAAGGUGAACCAUUUCAAAAACCUUGGGGUGAAUGCUCUCUUAUUGGAACCGAUUUUCCCUUUUGAUGGGAAGAAAGGGCCUUAUUUCCCAUUUCAUUUCUUUUCGCCAAUCAACCUAUUUGGGCGUUCUGGUGAUCCUGUAGCCACAAGUAGUUCAAUGAAAGAGAUGGUAAAGAAAUUGCAUGCAAAUGGGAUAGAGGUUCUUGUAGAGGUGGUUUUCACCCAUACUGCUGAUGAUUGCGCACUUAGAGAAAUUGAUAACUCAUCCUAUUAUCAUUCAAGUGGAGAUGAACAUCCGGGAACCAAAAACGCUUUGAAUUGUAACUAUCCUAUUGUCCAACAGAUGAUUUUAGAUAGUCUGCGUUACUGGGUGGUUGAGUUUCACGUCGACGGCUUUUGUUUCAUCAAUGCUUCAUCGCUGUUGAAAGGGUUCCAUGGUGAACUCCUGUCUCGCCCUCCUUUGGUUGAAGCAAUCGCUUUCGAUCCAAUACUCUCGAAAACCAAGGUCAUUGCGGAUUCUUGGAACCCACAUGACAUAAUAUCGAAGGAAAUCGUUUUUCCUCAUUGGAAGAGAUGGGCUGAAAUAAACACAUACUUCAGUGACAAUGUGAGAAACUUCUUGAGGGGUAAGGGUCUUCUAAGUAACCUUGCGACGCGGCUUUGUGGGAGUGGGGAUAUGUUUUUGAAUGGGAGAGGACCAGCUUUCUCUUUCAAUUUCAUUACCAGAAAUUUCAGCCUCCCUCUAGUGGAUUUGGUCAGCUUCAGCAGCGGCAAGUUAGCUUCUUCACAAUUGAGUUGGAAUUGUGGGGUAGAAGGCCCCACAAAUAAUACUGCAGUACUGAGGCGACGACUGAGACAAAUCCGGAAUUUUCUAUUCAUAUUGUUUGUUUCAUUGGGUGUUCCUGUCCUUAACAUGGGAGAUGAAUGUGGCCAAUCUUCUGGCGGUUCCCCGUCAUAUCUUGACAGAAAUCCCUUCGAUUGGAAUGCUUUAAGGACUGGAUUUGCCCUUCAGACCACACAAUUCAUUUCAUUUUUGAGUUCUUUGAGAAAUAGGCGACGCGAUCUUCUUCAGAAGAGAAGUUUUUCAAAGGAGGAGAAUAUCGAUUGGCAUGGAAGUGACCUUUCUCCUCCGAAAUGGGAAGAUCCAUCAAGUAGAUUCCUAGCUAUGACAUUGAAAGUUGACAGAGAGGGGAACGAUUUGAUCUCUGAUGUUUCAAGUGUGAGUGGUGAUCUGUUUGUUGCCUUCAAUGGUGGCAAUCAAUCAGAGAGUAUUGUCCUGCCGCCGCCUCAAGAGGAGAUGGAAUGGCUGCGUUUGGUUGACACGGCACUUCCUUUUCCAGGAUUUUUUUCAGAAGAUGGUGAACCAGUUCUUGAGCAGAUGGCUGGAUUAGUUACCUAUGAGAUGAAGUCUCAUAGCUGUGUUCUGUUUGAAGCAAAGAGCAUAAGUGAUUGAAGCAUGUCCGUUGACAAAACAGAAAAGAAAACCAAUACUUGCUCGAGGUCUGAUUUCUUGCAUAAUAAUCUUCUAGUUGAGAACCAGAGGUACAGAAAAUAAGGGUGUCUCUUGGAAGACAAUAGGUGUAUUGCACCAUGUAAACCAUUCAUUGAUCUUUCAAUAAGAGCUGCUGCUUAGCUUAUUCUUUUUC